Molecule: messenger RNA, 1478 nt
Organism: Humulus lupulus (European hop)
Lineage: Eukaryota; Viridiplantae; Streptophyta; Magnoliopsida; Rosales; Cannabaceae
Product: putative MO25-like protein At5g47540
Exons: 11
Coding region: 224-1237 (337 amino acids)
Biological process (GO): intracellular signal transduction
Molecular function (GO): protein serine/threonine kinase activator activity
Source: RefSeq, a predicted model, not a curated record
AAAUCCUCCUGUAUCUGAAUCUUUAUCAUCUUCUCUGUAACUCCGACUCCAAAUUGGGUUCGAUAGAAGGAUAGAGAACAGAACCAAAGAACAGCUGAAACCCUAGGCGAGAGAGAAAGGGGAAACAAUCAAUAGCAAUCUGUAUCUCUAAUCAAAGGGCCUUGCCGGCGACGAAGGAGCUCGAAACGGUGCGUUUGUGAGUGAACAUUCAAAGAAGAAUAAGAUGAAGGGUUUAUUCAAGUCGAAGCCCCGGACGCCCGUGGAUAUCGUCCGCCAGACCCGGGAUCUUCUUAUGUACUGCGAACGCAACCCGGAUGCCCGCGAGAGCAAGAGGGAAGAAAAGAUGGCCGAAUUGUUUAAAAAUAUAAGGGAGAUGAAGUCAAUCCUUUAUGGCAAUAGUGAAUCUGAGCCAGUCUCCGAAUCUUGUGCACAAUUGACUCAGGAGUUUUUCAGAGAGAACACUCUGAGACUUCUUAUUAGGUGUCUUCCAAAAUUGAACUUGGAGGCCCGAAAGGAUGCCACGCAAGUAGUUGCGAAUUUGCAAAGGCAGCAAGUUCAAUCGAAGUUGAUUGCAUCUGACUAUUUGGAAGCGAACAUAGAUUUAAUGGAUAUUCUGAUAGCAGGGUAUGAAAACACAGACAUGGCUUUACACUAUGGUGCAAUGUUGAGGGAGUGCAUUCGUCACCAAAGUGUUGCAAGAUACGUCUUGGAGUCUGCUCACAUGAAGAAAUUCUUUGAUUAUAUACAGCUUCCCAAUUUUGAUAUUGCUGCAGAUGCUGCUGCAACAUUUAAGGAACUCAUGACGAGGCAUAAAUCAACUGUAGCUGAAUUUCUUUCCAAAAAUUAUGACUGGUUCUUUGCAGACUACAACUCCAAGCUACUUGAAUCUUCCAAUUACAUUACCAGAAGACAAGCUGUCAAGCUGUUAGGAGAUAUUCUUCUUGAUCGUUCGAACUCUGCUGUAAUGACUCGAUAUGUGAGCUCAAGGGAUAACUUGAGGAUUCUUAUGAAUCUCCUCAGAGAGUCUAGCAAGAGCAUUCAGAUAGAAGCAUUUCAUGUUUUCAAGCUCUUCGCAGCUAAUCAACAGAAACCAGCUGACAUCGUGAGCAUACUAAUUGCAAAUAGAAGCAAGCUUCUACGGCUCUUUGCUGAUUUCAAAACCGACAAAGAGGAUGAGCAGUUUGAGACAGACAAAGCCCUAGUGGUGAAAGAAAUCGAGUCUCUCCCUGGAAACUAGAACAGCCUCAUGAUUGGGUGUAUCUUUGUCUGUAAAGGCCUUGUUAUCCGCGCGAUUCAAUUGUGAAUUUCGUAGUUUUUAUAUAGUUCAUGUGACACUACCACUACGUGAAAAUCCCUCAUCUUUAGUUACUCAUGUUCCUCCUAUUUAGCUAAAUCUCUGUUAAGUUAAAACACUCGUGUAAAACGUAGAUAAAUAAAUUGACAAUGAGUUUAUUGGAGAACGAAAUACUUGAACUUCA